CAAUUACUAUGUCGCUUGGCUCAGCGUUACAAUACAGUUCCAACACUGUCAUUUUUUAAUUGAAAAAUAUUUAAGAAAAAAUAUAACCAUAGGACAAGACAUUUGAAAUAAAUGUUAGCUAAGCAAAUCCCAAUAAUGAAUACCGACGAGCUAUAGAUUAGUAAGUUCGUGGUUCAUUGCUCGAUAUUUCUGAUAUACCAGUGUAACAAUGGUUAACUGUUCUACAUACAGGGGUGUUUUACGAUUAUUGAUAGUUUUACUGAUUGUCAAGGAAUUUGUAUCGUCCACUGUUCCUGCAUAUUCAGGUGAUGAUUCUACGACUAAACCUUGUGUGACAAAACCCUUUGUUUUAACAUGGGACAAAGAAGAUUUCCCUAAUCCCCAGACGGAUAUUAAAGGUGACUUUUGUGGACGAGGAUGUAAAUCUUCUUGGAUAUGUGAUCCUGGACACAUUAUAAGCAAUGAGCAAGCUGAUGCCUUGGACAAGGAAAUUGAUUCUAUACGCACAACAACACCUUGUAUGUGUGUGUCCUGUGAGGAUGACGCGAGGGAUGGAGGAGGGUAUAUCAUUUCAAUAGCAUUAGUUCCCUCAAUUACUUACAUACCAGGUGUAGAAAAUGCAGCAGUAAAGAAUUUCACCGAUUAUCUCCGCAAUGUUUCUUGGUCGUAUGGUGAUUGUGGAAAUGAUAUGUUAAUAUUUAUUUCAAGAGAACUUAAAAUGGUCCAAAUAACAGCUGGUAAAAUGAUAAAUGAAAUGUUUGGUAAGGAAUGCUUACUUAAACUUCAAACUGAAGCAGAAGUUUUGAUAAAGCAAGACAAAAUAGCACCAGGAUUAACUCAUUUGAUUUCAAGAUUCAGGCAAAUGUUCAAAUCAAAGUCAUGUGACAUACCAACCCAAGACAGCCAAAUAAAUACUGCGUUAAUAGUCGUCCUAAUUACUGUAGGAAUACUGUUCCUCGUUUGUAUUUUCUCAGUGGUUCUACAUCGACAAGGUCAUUGUCAAAGGUUAAACACAUAUCGUAUUAAUCUUCCACCAAUUACAAUUCGCAUACGUAAACCUCGUAAACACCACAAACACCACCAUCACCACCACGACGACCAUCACGAAGGGAGGCGAGAUAGUGAAGCAUCGCAUUCUGGAGAAGAGUUACAACCGAUGUACACUGUAGAUGAUAUUAAGGAAGGAUUAUCUCAAUAAAGUUCAGUUAACAUUGAGAAAGGCAAGACGUUCGAAAUGAAUGACGGUUAAUUAUUAGGAAAGGAAUAACAGUUUAGAAAAGUAGCAUCUGACAUUGAAACAAAACAUUGGUCAGUUAAUCCUAAAAGUCUUGCUCAAAGGAUCAAAGAAACUUUACCUCGUCAUAUUGCCAAUGUUAUGUAUGUUUUAAGUCCAACUAUAGCAAUAUAGGUACUACUUUUGAGAUUAAUACACUCCUUAUCGUCUCUGUAAAGACGAUAAGGACUGUACUGGACAGUUCACUGGAUAAGUCAAAUAAUGACCUCUUUUUAUAUAUACUUCAAUUGUCAUUUUUAGCCCUUUUUAUGUAAAAUAUACUGUCUCUUUAUUUUGUUUUACUUAUAAACGAAGAGUGAGUUACCUGAACUAGUGAAAAAGUAAACUAAUAUAAAAUAUUGAUAACAGCAUUGUAUGGUUCUGAAAACCUAAUUAUAUUAAGGAAAAGGAAUUUUUCAUUAUUAUACACCUGUUUCCCAUUAUUUCAUGUCAUAAUGGAAAACAUUUUUUUGUGUGUGUUUUAUA
Messenger RNA from Mytilus trossulus (common blue mussel), 1759 nucleotides. RefSeq lists its product as uncharacterized. NCBI's taxonomy places the organism in Eukaryota, Metazoa, Mollusca, Bivalvia, Mytilida, Mytilidae. The record is from RefSeq and is a predicted model, not a curated record. The transcript has 5 exons. Bases 209 to 1198 code for a protein of 329 amino acids. Gene Ontology annotation, cellular component: membrane; acetylcholine-gated channel complex.